GGCACCGAGUCACCGGGCAUGUCAGCGGGCACCGAGCUAUCUAGCAGAACCGUGGGUACCGGGUCACCAAGCUCGACAGCGGGCACCGAGUCAACUGGCAUGACAGCGGGCACCGAGUCAUCAAGAAUCAGGUCAUGUGGCUCAACAGCAGGCAUUGGGUCCUCAGGCAUCAGGUCAUCUGGCUCGACAGCAGGCACCGAGUCAACUGGCAUGACAGCGGGCACUGAAUCAUCAGGCAUCAAGUCAUCUGGCUCAACAGCGGGCACCGAGUCAACUGGCACCGAGUCAACUGGCACGACAGCGGGCACCGAGUCACCGGGCAUAACCGUGGGUACUGGGUCGCCAAGCUCGACAGCGGGCACCGAGUCAACUGGCACGACGGCGGGCACCGAAUCAUCAGGCAUCAAGUCAUCCAGCUCAACAGCGGGCACCGAGUUAAAUGGCACGACAGUGGGCACCGAGUCAACUGGCACCGAGUCAACUGGCACGACAGUGGGCACCGAGUCAACUGGCACGACAGUGGGAACAGAGUCAACUGGCACUGAGUCAACUGGUACGACAGUGGGCACCAAGUCAACUGGCUGAACCACGGAAGGCGGGUUCUCAGACGACAGGCUGACCG
This is a messenger RNA of Staurois parvus, 622 nucleotides long. NCBI's taxonomy places the organism in Eukaryota, Metazoa, Chordata, Amphibia, Anura, Ranidae. The record is from the annotation of a GenBank genome assembly.